Messenger RNA from Durotheca rogersii, 1264 nucleotides. RefSeq lists its product as uncharacterized. The record is from RefSeq and is a predicted model, not a curated record. The transcript is spliced from 3 exons. The coding region runs from base 323 to 1258 and encodes 311 amino acids. NCBI's taxonomy places the organism in Eukaryota, Fungi, Ascomycota, Sordariomycetes, Xylariales, Xylariaceae.
CCCCCUCCACCUAGAGGAUAUAGACGACUAGCCUUGGCUGGCACAAAAAGAAGCGAAAAGAAAAUGAAAGCACCCUCAUCGUCGUACUCUAAUCAAGCGGCAAAAUAGAAUUAAUUUUCAGCUCACUCAUGUAGAUUGCGAUGCAACGAUGAGGAACUUCCGGCAUUUCACCAUGCUCGGUAUAACUACCUAGAUACUGGACGAAUCGCUCGUGGACAGCCGAUCGACACACUUUUAUCGUCGCUCAACGGCGUAAGUAGCGGGAUUUCGCCAUAACCUAUAUCUCACAAUAAGCUUCGAAGCAGCUGCGGCACUCGUUACGAUGAAAAACGGCCUCAUCGCUUUCGCGGCGGCGCUGUCGCUAACCUCUGGGGCGAAUGCUUCGAGAGUUUGCAGCACGCCGACCUACCAGUGGCGCGUAGGCGCCGCGAGGUUUGACGGCGCCGAUCCGAGCAAGAACAACGGGCUUGCCACGGUGGCAGUCAGCAUAGUGCCAGGAACUCGCGCUCAGGGCACAUUUUUCGAGUGCGUCGCAGAAUGGCCAGAAUCGUGGGAAGGGCGGUACGAGGACGGGAAUAUCAUCUGGAGCGAUUGCAUCUGGGCCGGCAACGGAGCGACCUACGACACAGCAGUUGCUUUUGCCCUAGAUUGGAAGAAUCGCACCAUGCAUGUAUCUCACACGUUUGACUGCUCGGAUGCAAGCGGGUCGAGUGCCUUGGCGACGGGGUCGCUCGUUCUGGGUAUGGGCUGCACGACAACCGAGGAGAGCGGCACGAGUUGUGCGUUGAACGAAACCAGCCCUGCGAUUACCACGAAAGGCAGCCGGGCUCACCUAGGAGCGGGAUCCUCCUGCGCGGAUAACUCGAAGACAUACCAAUCGUGGCAACUCGAGGAAUGGCACCGCCAAUAUAUACUCGCUCCCGGAUCGACCGCCUCGCCGUCGUCGGAUACGGGGCCAUCGUUCACAUUGAGGAAUAUGGCGAACGCCGACGUAUUUGAUUGCUCGCCUUCAACGAACCAAAACGACACAUUCGAAGGAACGUGCAAGUCCAGGGCGGAGGGCAGCUCGACGACCGCAGCAGCAUUCCGAUUUGAGCGCAGCCUAGGCAUCCUCACCAUCACACAGAGCUGGGACUGCGGCGAUUCGUCUUCAUUCGAUGCCGUCGGCGUCGCAUAUGUCCAAGGAUCAUGUAGCCGUGAAGGAGACCUGCUCACUUGCACGUCGCUGCCACUUUGGAUUGGUACCCAGACGCCAUGAUGGAUG